This is a messenger RNA of Lolium perenne, 2701 nucleotides long. The record is from RefSeq and is a predicted model, not a curated record. NCBI's taxonomy places the organism in Eukaryota, Viridiplantae, Streptophyta, Magnoliopsida, Poales, Poaceae.
ACCAAAUUUCUUCGUCAUGUGGUUGAACGAACACAUAGUAAAACACGCACCGAAUCAGUCACGUAAGGACUAACAUCACGGUUUGCUCGCCUGCUUUGACCUAAAGCAACCAAUCAGGGUGUUCAUGCAGUUUGGCGAAGACAAAGUCACAAUUUUUUAACACUGUUCCAGUUCGGGAGAAUUGUUCUUUUCUCCUCCAUCUUUCGCAUGCCAAGUAAAGGCAGAAUAGGUAGCUUCUGAAGAGACAAGCGAAAAGGGACAAUACGGCAGAAGAGAUGGAUGGAGUCAAAGAUCAUUUGGCGAAAGCAACCGCGAUACUGCAAAUUAAAAUAAGUCAUUGAUAACGAUGAGAAAUCGACGCGUACUAGAUGUAAAGCCUGGACCGUUAGGAGUAUGCAUGGUACUAACUGUCCCUGAUGACUUGUUCAUAGAUUGGGUGAAGAUUGCAUACCUGACUUUCAGUUUCAGGUCAUGAAACUGGAAAUAACAGGGAAGGUCUGCAGAUUUUUUUUUUUCGAGAAUACAAAGUCUGCAGAAUUUAUUCGUAAUCCUCAGAGGGUAAAUUAACAUAGGUAGAAGUUAAUAUACAAAAAAACGAAAUCAAUUCCCGGAACUGUGUUAGCAAGAAGGGCUAUGUGGGAAGCUGCUAUGCUAAGGACGUCAAGUACAAGCCGUUGGGCGCCCUGUUACCUGAAGGUUUCAGCGGCAAGAUGUUCUAUGUGAAGCUUGUCCUCCUCGUUCUCAUGUGCGGCUCCUUCAUGGGCCUUCUCCACUCGCCAUCGAUCCACCAUGGCGACGACGAACACAACACGCAGUCCCCUGAAGCGUCGAAAGUGAUGUGGACAUCGAACGCCGAUCACAAGGACUCGGGUUACUUGUCGAACGUGAGGAUCGACUGGUCGCGGAUUUCCAUGGCGGUGCAAGAAGUUUCUAUAGCAGAAGAUCAGUUACGAGUAGGGCUCCUGAACUUCGACGGGGAGGAGAUGGACCAGUGGAGGACGCUGCUUCCGCGGGAUGCGGCCGUCUCCGCGGUGCACCUGGAGCGCGUCUCGAGCAACGUCACCUGGGAGCACCUGUACCCGGAGUGGAUCGACGAGGAGGAGCUGUACGCCGCGCCGACGUGCCCGGACCUGCCGGAGCCGGCGCCGGCGCCGGAGGGACUAGAGUACGACGUCGUCGCGGUGAAGCUCCCGUGCAGUGGCGCUGCGGGCUGGUCCAAGGACGUGCCGCGGCUGCACCUGCAGCUGGCGGCGGCGAGGCUCGCCACCGCGGGCAGAUCGGAGAAGGCGGCGCACGUGGUCGUGGUGAGCCAGUGCUUCCCGGCUCCAAACCUGUUCAGGUGCAAAGACGAGGUCAUACGCGACGGCGACGUGUGGGUUUACAGACCGGACGUGGGCGAGCUCCGGCGGAAGCUCGCGCUUCCCGUCGGGUCCUGCAAGCUCGCCAUGCCGAUCAAAGCACUCGGGGAAUCGUACGUGUCGUCGGCGCCGCGGCGGGAGGCGUACGCGACAAUCCUCCACUCGGAGCAGCUGUACGCGUGCGGCGCCAUGGUGGCGGCGCAGAGCAUCCGGAUGGCGGGGUCGGACCGCGACAUGGUGGCCCUCGUCGACGAGACGAUCAGCGAGCGCCACCGGAGCGCGCUGGAGGCAGCAGGUUGGAAGGUGCGCACCAUCCGUCGCAUCCGGAACCCGCGGGCGUCCAAGGACGCGUACAACGAGUGGAACUACAGCAAGUUCUGGCUGUGGACGCUGACGGAGUACGACCGGGUGGUCUUCGUUGACGCCGACUUGCUGGUGCAGCGCCCCAUGGAGCCUCUCUUCGGCAUGCCGGAGGUGAGCGCCACGGGGAACCACGGCACGGUGUUCAACUCCGGCGUCAUGGUGGUGGAGCCCUGCAACUGCACGUUCCGGCUGCUCAUGGACCACAUCGGCGACAUCCAGUCGUACAACGGCGGCGACCAGGGGUACCUCAACGAGGUCUUCUCCUGGUGGCACCGGCUGCCGUCGCACGCCAACUACAUGAAGCACUUCUGGGAGGGGAACUCCGCGGAGCACGCCGCCGCCAAGCGCCGGGUCCUGGCGGCCGACCCGCCCGUGGCCCUCGCCGUGCACUUCGUUGGGAUGAAGCCGUGGUUCUGCUUCAGGGACUACGACUGCAACUGGAACGCACCCGAGCUGCGGCAGUUCGCCAGCGACGAGGCGCACGCGCGGUGGUGGAAGGCGCACGACGCCAUGCCGCAGCGUCUGCAGGGGUUCUGCCUCCUGGACGAGAGGCAGAAGGCGCUGCUGCGGUGGGACGCCGUAGAGGCGAGGAAGGCCAACUUCUCCGAUGGACACUGGAGGGAAAGGAUAGCCGACCCUCGCCGGAGGAUCUGCGCCGGCGAUGAGGGGUGCCGCGAGAGGGAGAUCAAGGGCAGGCGGGUGGAGGGGAACAGGGUCACUACGUCCUACGCCAAGCUCAUUGACAACUUCUGACUUUUCCUUAUGAGAGCAGAAGCCCCGCAUCACAACCGUCGUCUGCUGAUUGGACGGCCCGUGUGUACCGCCACAUAUGCCCGCAGCUAGCUAGGGACGCAGAGAAGAAUAGUUUUAGUUUGGGCCUUCGACUUGAGAUGUUCAAGGUUUCAUGCUGUUCACCGUUUUUACGAGCUGGUGCAAAGCAUAUAUGCCACGAGGAGGAAUGUAUACUAAUUACCCUAGCC